GCAAAGACAGAAAAACCCUCUGCUUUUCUUUCCUUAGAAAAAGUGGCAAACGAAGUUCAAACUUUGCAAAAAGAACUAGCCGAGCAAUCUGCGUAUGGAGAAGGAAAAAGAGCCUGGGAGGUUAUAAAUUCAUUCCUAAAAAGCCACCCCGAAACUGCCAAAAAUCUUCUUUUUUUGGCUCAUGUCAAAGAUGAAGCGGAAAAAAACAGAGAAGGUUUUUUUAUUUCUACGGAAUGUGAACUUGACAAUGCCAUAUCACUGUAUCAAGUUGAAACCAACGUUCUUAUUGACGAAUUGCAUCGACUGGACGAAAAAUUGGGAAAAGUUAUUCGGGAAGGAACAGCCGAAAAUAAACUCCGACUGGAAAAAAUUCCCAAAAUGAGAAAAUUGGAGAAAAAAGAGCAAAUUUCCCGCGACCAAAUAUUAUCCGACCAAAUUGAUGCGGGCACAAAAACCAUGCAAGAGAUUGAGGACUUUGGAUACGGAUGGCAAGACAAGUUCUGUAAAAAAGGCAAAGAACAAGUUGAUAGCCAAAAGGCAUUUUUCCUAGGAAAAGUUGACAAGGAAUUUGCCCUUCAGGAAGCAGUAAGUUAUGGGGCUAAUGCUCUCAUGAUUUAUUUAGGUGCUCCGCAAAAUAGUUGGCGAAAUCCAUUAAGUAAAUUGAAAAUUCCGGAAUUUCGUGCGGCUCUGCGGGCGAAUAAUAUUGAUAUCAAUAAUGUAGUGGUUCAUGCCCCUUAUUUGUUAAAUCUGGCUAAUACGAUUAAUAAAGAAGUAUUUGACUUUUCCGUGGCGUUUUUAAAGAAAGAAAUGGCCCGGAUGGCCGAAAUUGGCUUAAAAACUCUGGUUCUUCAUCCUGGUAAUGCUUUGAAUGCUCGGCCGGAGGAAGCCUUAUCGAGUCUAGUUCAGGGUAUUAAUUUAGUGCUUGAUGAGAGUUCUGGUAUUCGUAUCGCCUUAGAAACAAUGUCCCGCAGAAAAGGAGAAAUAGGAGGCACUUUCGUCCAAUUACAAACUAUAAUCGCCCAAGUUAAUCAGCCCGAAAAAAUUGGUGUUUGUUGA
Messenger RNA from Cetraspora pellucida, 1056 nucleotides. NCBI's taxonomy places the organism in Eukaryota, Fungi, Glomeromycota, Glomeromycetes, Diversisporales, Gigasporaceae. The record is from the annotation of a GenBank genome assembly.